GGAGGGGUGGACAUGGGUGACAGGGAUAGACAGGGGGUGGACGGGGUUAAGAAGGGGUAACAGAGGGUAGGAAAGGGUACAGUACCUUUUUGCCAUUUUUCUUCACUACACUGGCACAGUAACAAAAUCCUCAAACACACUGGGGGGGAUUUUGUAGCCUAUCUUAACGUCAAUGCCAUGAACAUGGCUUUUACGAGUGUUUUUGGAGGAGAUAGCCUUGAAUUUUUGGAUCUUAAACUAUACGUGGAGAAUAACCAGCUUCUGGCACGAGGCUAUAGGAAAGAAGUGGCAAGAAAUGCUCUUUUACACUAUAAGAGCUCCCACCCUAUUGAAACUAAAAAUUCUAUUCCGUACAGCCAGCUUCUACGUCUAAAAAGAAAUAAUAGCAAGCAGUCUGAUUAUGAGGAACAAGCAGGACACUUACUUACACGCUUUAGACAGCGUCAGUAUCCUAAUGAAGUAUUGGCACGAGCUUACAGGAGAGCUGCAACUAAAAACAGAGAGGACUUACUUAUAGAUUCAAAAAAUAAGAUAAAAGAUUUUCAGUCUACUACUGAACAGAAUUCAAGAUUCAUGUUUGCUUUUAAAAACAGCCCUUUGAAUCAUGUCAUUAAAUCUGCCAUCACCAAGAACUGGCAUCUACUCAUGGCAGAUCCAGAUAUUGUGAAUACAGUCCAGAAUAGACCUACAGUGACCUUCAGAAAAAACAAGACGAUCGCUGAUUUAUUGAAGGGUCAGAAGUUUAAUAGAGAAGCACAUCCCAAGGAGACUUGGUUGUCUGGUAUAGCCCCGAAAGGGAAUAAGAAUUGCGGUUUCUGUCCUCAAUGCCCUCAUAACAUCAAUGCGAUUUCUAUCAAAUUAGGGAGUUAUGUUUUUGAAAUAAAACACCUCAUCACCUGCCGGAGCACCUUUGUUGUAUAUUUUUUAUGUUGUAGUUGCCAAUUCUUUUAUAUUGGAAAAACCGAGAGACAACUCCGGGCUCGAGUACGAGAGCAUAUGUACUCAGUUCGUAAAGGAGGCGGAUCCCCAACAUUUGUCCAGCAUAUGCAAUCCAUACAUGGUGGCAAUUGCACCACGUUAAAAUUUGGAGGUCUUGAAACAAUCCCUUGUCACCCUUCUGGAGGAGAUAGACGCCGCCUGCUCCUGCGUGCUGAGGCGCGAUGGAUAUUGCGCCUUGACGCGCAGGGGCCGUUAGGGUUAAAUGAUAAACUAGAUUUUUCCCCUUUUUUUAUAAAUUUCCCUUUAUUCAGGGCAGUUCUAGGUCUAUUAGUAGUGAUGUACUUACCUAACUUGCUUUUUGCUUCCUUAUGUGGUUUCUGUUCCGUUCAUUUCUUAAUGCAACACGGGGUGAGAGUUCACCUGGAAUCAUGUGACUCACCAGCUGCACCUUUAUAAUUCGCACAGCGCGAUGACGUUAACGAGGCCGGAUGAAGCGCAUUCCUAUGCGUGAAACCGCCGGCAGUCGCCUCUGAGCGCUCCACUAUCCAUGUCCUCCGUGUUCGAGUCGCGACCCGAGAUGGGAGCAGGAUUACCUGGACUGAAGCGGUGAGUGCAGGACACCUUUUUUCUUCAUUUACUAUUAUUUGGUGACUACGGUCUUUAUUGUCCUAGCACCUCCGUUGCCAGGGUGGAUUUCCAGACUAGCGGGACGUCGUCUCCAUCUCGUGGUCUUAGGAGGCCUAAGAGGAUCAGAAUCAUAGUGAGGAGACGUCUGGGCGUCUGCAGAGAGAAGAUUUAGCUGGAACAAGUCCCGUGUUGCAGCUCUCCUGUAAGCUCGUGCCAAUACUUCAUUAGGAUACUGACGCUGUCUAAAGCGUGUAAGUAAGUGUCCUGCUUGUUCCUCAUAAUCAGACUGCUUGCUAUUAU
Molecule: messenger RNA, 1866 nt
Organism: Hyla sarda
Lineage: Eukaryota; Metazoa; Chordata; Amphibia; Anura; Hylidae
Exons: 3
Coding region: 178-1395 (405 amino acids)
Source: RefSeq, a predicted model, not a curated record